Molecule: messenger RNA, 1615 nt
Organism: Stylophora pistillata
Lineage: Eukaryota; Metazoa; Cnidaria; Anthozoa; Scleractinia; Pocilloporidae
Product: ras-related and estrogen-regulated growth inhibitor
Molecular function (GO): GTP binding; GTPase activity
Source: RefSeq, a predicted model, not a curated record
UCUUAUGUUUGCGCGCGACAAACAUUCCUUCCGAGCACUCUGAUGUCCUCGAUUUGUCUGGGAUGAAUGCUAUCAGCCAAUAGGAAUCCCCGUAUUGUUUCGAACCGAUGAUGAGCUGUAAGUGUUUUGAGAGAAAGCCCAAGUAUUUAAUUUGCCCCAGCAUUUAGCGUUCAUGAGCGUCUCAAUAUCGUUUGGCCUGCUAAAUUAAGUUUGUACUGCUUGAUUGGAGGUGAAGAAUCUGCUUAGAACACGGAGGUACAUGUUACUUAAUGAGAAUUCUCACCUAACCCGUUGAUAGCGUUUUGAAAAAGUGUGUAUCAUGCGCAAACGAAAAACGAGCCACCAACCCAAUUUCAAAGCUGCACGAGCGGUCGUUCUUGGACAAGACGGAGUAGGAAAAUCAGCUCUUAUCGUCCGUUUUCUUACGAAAAGGUUUAUCACCGAAUAUGACCAAACGUUGGAAUCAACAUGGAGACACCACAUGGAAGUGGAUAACGAUUUCAUAUACGUUGAUUUAAUGGAUACCGCUGGAGAGAAUUCAGAAGUAAAGCUAGACAAUUGUCUUGCUCGUGGUGACAUAUUCCUCGUACUGUACUCCAUCACCGAUCGUUCGAGUUUCCACGAAGCUGCUCGUAUUGGAAGACACAUCCGGAGACGAAAAACCAACGGAAAUUCGGCGAUGGUAAUUCUUACUGGUACCAAAAGAGAUUUAGAACACCUUCGAGAAGUGGAUGAAACAGAAGGCAGCGAUUUGUCUCAAGAACUAAAAUGUCCGUUUUAUGAAAUUUCCGUUGCUUCAAGCGACGGAUACAAAGAGGUGUCAGAGAUGCUCUAUGGAUCAGUCAGACAGUACUUACGGCAUGGAAAAAUCUCUUCUAACGAUAAACGGAACCAGCCUUCCUCGUUGUCGAAGAUGAAGGAAGGACUGAUAAAGAAAACGGGAUCUUUUCGGAGGAAAUCUGUGACGUUUUGAGUCGUGAAGAUGGUGUAGCCUAAACUGACGAGCGGACUGAUAACUGCAACAGUUUUGAAGACCACAACUGUUUUAGUUUUGCUCGGUCUUGAUAGAAGAUCUGCCUGAGCGCGGAAUCUUAACGCCGGAAAAUCAUUUCCUACGUCUAGUCUCCGUUUAGUUCAAGUUUACCUCGAAGUGAAACGAUCUUCCUUACGUUAAUUAAGCCUCAAAUUCUGAGGCACCGGGAACAGUCAUCUGGGUACAGCUUCUACCAUACAGAUAUUGUUUAAACUUACGUAUAUACUCAGGUUUACACAGAACGAAUCACGCUACGAUUACGCUAAGCGCACUCGUAAUACUAAUCGACGGAUACUUCAACGGAUAGGAUUAGGAUACGCACGCGAUAAAAUGAAGAGCUAAACAGACUAAUGAGUAGAAACAAGUGUUGUAUAAAAUUGACUAUUCAAAACUUUAAAACGUGCAACUACUAACAAACGCGAAGGCGACGUUCCACAGAACCCAUUGACGUGACGUGACCCACACUUUUCCACGUUUAGUGAUCAUUCAUAGAAAAGAACACGUAGAUUGCAUCCAAAACGGUAAAAAACUCAAAGGGGUAGUAAAAGUAUAAUAAAUCUUUCUUUUUGUCUUGGGGAUUGA